ACGAUUGUGCCUCUUCAAGUACUUAAAUCGGAUUUGAAGUCCGAUAUCCAUAUCUUCUCGUCUUCAGCUUGCCACUUGCCCUCGCUCUUUGAAAAACAAAUAGCAAUGGUCCAAAUGGAGUACCACGGAGCGAGACACUGAAAUAUUGCUAAAGGUGUGCUGAGUUUUCUUUCCAUGCCACCAUCCAGAAAGGAGAGUGAGGCAGGACAAGUGUUCUUUUCUCCUUUCAAGAUUUAUAUAAAUACAUCGCCUGCUCACCAUAUAUUGUUGUGUUAAUCCAUCAUCUUUAUCUCCAAUACUAUUGACCAGUUCACUACAACAUUCAAAAUGGCCACCACAUACACCAUCCAGAUCUUCAACUCAUCCAACAUCAACAGAAGUUACUCUUUGUUUCAAAGUGUUCCAACUCCCCAAAACUCACCCGACUGCUUUACCAAUGUCUAUCAGAGGUCUCCUAUGAUCGUGAGUGGGAACUCGAGUUACUGCACCUUCAGCAUGCAGAAAACGUUCUAUGCCAUCUACGGCACAUCCCCAAAGACUCUGUCUGCAGGCGUCACAGUCACAAGCUGCAACUCAGCGCCCAUCACUCUCUCAAGCAACGAUGGAACACCACCAGCCUCAAGCGGAACCCAACUCGCCUUGUCGACUAUCGAGAAGAACGGUAAAGAUCCCAUGUGGGGUGCUCCAUCCAUGACACAAGGCACACUCCCAAAUUCCUACGGUAUCAGCUGCGAUUCUUCCUUCAGCUAUCCUAAUUCUAGCAACAUCUGCAUCGGCUUCGGCGCCACAGAUCCCCACACCGGCCAAGUUAUACCUGUAGCAACGAUCCCAGCCAUCCCUGGCACCGAUUUCUUCUUCGAGCCAAAGAACACCUACUAUAUUGCUGCAGGCAGUUGGGCUCUGGGGACGGUGGUUAAUGUUGCUGCGUUAUCCACUACGCUUACGGUGGACUUCACCCAGAUUUCUAUGCAUGAUGCUAUUUUUACUCAUUGUGCGGAUGGCAGUUGGAAGGUGGGGCCGCCGAGGUCGUGAUGUGAGGCGGGUAUAGGGUGAUGGUGAACGUUCUUUGUGGGAUUAUUGACUGGAUUCUGUUUGAGAGAGAGAGGUAAUAGGGAAGGAGUAAGGGAAGGUAAUGGGCAGAAGACUUUGUAACAAUAGGUUUAUUGAGAGGGGGUAAUAUUGGAAAGUAUGUUUGAAGAUAUGUAUUCAUAAGUU
This is a messenger RNA of Mollisia scopiformis, 1215 nucleotides long. RefSeq lists its product as uncharacterized. The record is from RefSeq and is a predicted model, not a curated record. NCBI's taxonomy places the organism in Eukaryota, Fungi, Ascomycota, Leotiomycetes, Helotiales, Mollisiaceae. Bases 328 to 1032 code for a protein of 234 amino acids. The transcript is spliced from 4 exons.